UUGGCCGACAGGGGGCAGCCGACUACACCACUGGUCUGAAAUCUACUUAUGGACCUGGCAGAAGCCUCAAGAACAAGUCGCUGUAGACCAGCUGUUAUAUGAAAACAGCUGGGCGAUCAGGGCGAGAACAGAUAAACAACAAUACAACGAAAACCCAUUUUUCAUACACCAAAAGGCUUCAUCUGUGUGAGCAGGCAGGAUGGCAGGGGCCGAGGUCUACGGCCCUGUUAACCCCUCCUGCAAGAUCAUGACCUUCAGGCCCACCGUGGAGGAGUUCAGAGACUUCAACCGCUACCUGGCCUACAUGGAGUCACAGGGGGCGCACCGCGCUGGCCUCGCCAAGGUGAUUCCUCCUAAGGGCUGGCGUCCUCGGUGUAGCUAUGAUGAUAUUGAUGACCUGGUGAUCCAUGCCCCGAUACAGCAGAUGGUUGCUGGCCAGUCAGGCCUGUUCACUCAGUUCAACAUCCAGAAGAAACCACUCAGUGUGAAGGAGUUCAGACGCCUCGCCAACAGUGACAAAUAUUGUACUCCCCGCUACCUGAACUAUGAGGACCUGGAGAGGAAGUACUGGAAGAACCUGACCUUCGUAUCUCCCAUAUAUGGAGCUGACGUCCCCGGGAGCCUCUAUGACGAGGGUAUAGAGGAGUGGAACAUCGGCCACCUCAACUCCAUCCUGGAUGUGAUUGAAGAGGACUGUGGUGUUUCUAUCCAGGGGGUUAACACACCCUACCUGUACUUUGGCAUGUGGAAGACCAGCUUCUCCUGGCACACUGAAGACAUGGACCUUUAUAGCAUCAACUACCUGCACUUUGGAGAGCCCAAGUCCUGGUAUGCCAUCCCCCCUGAACAUGGGAAGAGACUGGAGAGACUGGCAACAGGUUUCUUCCCCAACGGGUUUAAAGGAUGUGAGGCGUUUCUCCGUCAUAAGAUGACCCUGAUCUCCCCGUCCAUCCUGAAGAAGUACAGCAUCCCCUUCGACAAGAUCACCCAGGAGGCAGGCGAGUUUAUGAUUACCUUCCCCUAUGGUUACCACGCUGGCUUCAACCACGGCUUCAACUGUGCCGAGUCUACCAACUUCGCUAGUGUCCGAUGGAUCGACUACGGCAAGGUGGCCACUCAGUGUACAUGCAGUAAAGACAUGGUGAAGAUCAGUAUGGAUCCCUUUGUGAAGUGGUUCCAACCGGACCGUUAUGCUGUCUGGAAGCUGGGGAAGGACUCCUGUCCUCUGGACCACACCCGAGCCACGCCCGCCACCACCCCAGAGCUGCAGAACUGGCUACAGCGCAGCCGGGUCAAGACUCCUGUCAGCAGCAGCCUCCCACACCCACGGACCAGAUCCAAGCGCCUGAGGACCAGCGAGGAGCCUGUAGCCCUGGAAGGGUGCUCUGUCCUGGGUAGGAGGAGAGGCCUCGGAGGCACCCUGGGUCCCAAGGUCCGGAGAGGUUGCAGGGCUGGGGAGGAUGAGGAGGAUGAGGAGGAAGGAGAGGGAGAGGAUCACACUGAGAAUACACUCCGGCUCCCUGGUCCUUGCCGGCAGAUGUGUGUGGUGAAAGUCAACAGAAUGGAAGUGGAGAGUGACCGGUUGGCCUUCCCCUGUCCUCCUGAACCUCUGCGCCCCUCGUCUUUCCCCUCUCCCUCUUCCGACUUCUCUUCUCUCUCCUCACCCUCUUCCGUCUUCGCUUCUCGCCCCUCUCCCUCUCUGACCCCUGUCUCAGUGGACACCACAGAACAAGGGACAGGGGUAGGGACUCACCCCUCACCCCAUCUGCAUCCCACUAACCCCCCACAGAACCCCUCAGGGUCAGAGUUCGCAGAGGUCAUUAAAGGACCCCAUCAGAGGUCCGAGGCUGCCCCUACACCUGCCCAAUCAGAAAGAAGAGAAAUCCCCGGAGGACCGUUUAAGUCAGUAUGUAUAGAAUCUACUCCACUGGGACUGGUCCCUGAGGACUGCUCUAUGGAUGUCCACCCCUCUCCAGAUCCCUUACGGACCAGGUUACCUUCCCCCAGAACGGUGCACCCGACUGGGGCUCAGGGGUGUACGGACUCAGCCUGUGGCCCUGGAGCUUUUCAAUCAAGCUCUUCUUACGUAGAGAAGUCGUCUCUAAACCUAACCUCAACCCUAGCCCCCAGCACUGAGUAUAAAAUGGACACAUGUCAAGGUACUGCAGUUAAUACUAACACUACUACUACUACUACGACGCACAGCAGUCACAACUCUGAAAGCAGAACACCAGCACUUUAUAAUGACAUUUCCACUAAUACUGACUCUGGGCCCAGAGGAUGUGUUAUUUCCAGCCCUAGUUCUGGUCCAGCUAACUUGUUCAGGUGUAGUGAACAAAACUGCACUCCUAUUGAAAACUGUUCCUCUCUUCCUAUGUAUACUACACACAACUGUGUCCCCAUACAAAACCCUUCGCUUCCAAAGUGUAGUUUACAAGACUGUUCCCCUCCUCUCCUCCAGAGGAACAACGGGGUCGACAUGCCCUUCCUCACUCCAGAACUGUCUGGAGAGAUGAGGUUCUGCCCGCCCCUACCGCCUGUUCUCACCCAGGAGAUGCCCUCCCUCACCCUCGCCGUCAGCGGAGGUCACACUGAGGUCAAAGGUCCGAGGUCGUCGUCCUCCUCCUCCUCGACUGGCCCACAUGGUGGUGCUCUAACCUUACCGGAUUUACCGGACAGUCACCCGGUCCUCGAAACAGAAACGUUAACGGACGAGGUGUGCGAGGUCGAGUUGGCGUCAAAGAAGUCAGAGGAAGAGGAUUUUCGACCGUUAGCGCUUUACAGCGACUGGUGCUUGGGUUCUACUGAAGACCACCAUAGACCAGAGCUGGAUUUACAGUUAGCGGCUUUCGUGGCUAAUGCAACUAGCAACGCUCGGCCCAAAAUGGCCCCCUCUCGGCACUCUGGUCCUACUGAAGACCACCAUAGGCCAGAGCUGGAGUUACAGUUAGCAGCUUACGCGGCUAGUGCAACUAGCGACGCUCAACCCAAAAUGGACGCCUCUCUGCACAAAAUGCCCGCCGCCGCUUCCCAUCUAGAAGCACUACCAAUCCAAACAUUGUCUGAGGCAGUACUGACCACCGAGAACCACUGUAGUCGAACCUCCACGGAGAUCCAAGCUAGCAAUAAUAACCACAUGCUCUGUGACGUUACACUACUGCCAACGCAGCAAAUCCACAAACACAGGUCCUCGACGGCAACUGCAGCAGUAUCCAUGGACUCCAACUCAGAAGGAUCCUCUCAAAGAGACAAUGUAUUUAGAGACUCCAGUACUAAGGGUUUAUGUCUAGCUAGCACCAGUUUGACUUCUAAAGAUAAGUUGGCCCACUCUUCUGAGCUGAGUGAAUUAAAUGACCAUUCAGCAACACUACAACACCAAAACAACAACGACCAAACUCCACACUCAAACAUGGAUGCCGUUUGUAGUUCCCAAAACGUGGAAUCCAUUUGUAGUUCCCGAAAUGUGGAAUCCAUUUGUAGUUCCCAAAACGUGGAAUCCAUUUGUAUUUCUCGAAACAUGGACUCUGUUUGUAGUUCCCAAAGCCUCUACCUGGAGCCCAAACCUUUCUCAGACGGCAUCUGGAAGAACCUCAACUCCCAGAGUCCUGCGGUGCUCAUCGAGAGCCUCCACCACCCGGAGCUCCCCGCUGACUAUACCCAUGAUGCACUGCCAUACACCAUGUGGACCGAGCCGCAGUGCAAAGAGGUCACAGACCUCGAUCACGAAACUGAGACGGACGACCAGGACCCAGAGGGACAUGGGGACGGGCCUCUCACCUGGGCCCAGCUGGAGUCCACCUCUCUGGGGUCGGCCGGUGUCGGGGAGCCCCUGGGUCUCUGUGGAGACUUUGAGCUCCAGAGAGGGGAGGUGGAGGCAGCGGAAGCCCUGGCUCUGUGCAGGGAACUGGGGGUGGAGAGGGAGGCCGAGGGGGCUCUAGAACCUGACCCUCCUGAAUCGCCCUUGGAGGAGAGACUGGGGGAAGGAGAGGAGGAGGGGGUGUCGGAUAUGGAAGAGGGAGAUUCGGAGGAUGAGGGGCAGAGUAGCACGAGGGAGGAGAGUAGUAGUGAGUCAUCGGAAGGAGAGGCUGAAGAAGAAGAAGAGGAGGAAGAAGGGGAGGAAGACUAUGAUAAUGAUUUGAGCGACUUUGAGUGUGGCGACUUGGGGCUGGAACCUGGAGAGGUUUGCACUUACCCUGCUGCUCCACUGGUGAAGAGAACCAGUAAGAGCUGGCGUCGCCCUCUGAGGAAGCCCACCGCCCGGGCCGUGCCCUCCACUGUCAAACAACAGGCUGUCAGCGACGACGAACCCCCUGAGGUGUCUUUGAUAGAGGGGGAGGAGCAGGAGGCUGAGCCAUGGGCUAAGCCCCUCCUCUUCCUGUGGCAGAACAGGAAGUGCUACUUCACGGCGGAGAGAGAGUACAACGCUAACGCAGCCAAGAUGUUGCCGCACUGCGCUGUCUGCACACUGUUCAUGCCCUACUACCAGCCUGAGGACAGAGCUGAUCGCCUCAAGCCCGUCCCGUCCUCCCCUCUCCCGUCAUCCUCUCCCCCGUCUCCCACUACCUCCAGGACUAGAGGAGGACCAGGGGGUGUGAGGAGGAGCAAGCCCCUGCUCCCAGAGAUCUGUUUCAGCUACAGAGAGCAGACGUGUCCCCCUACCCACACCAACGCCCUGCUGCAGGAGGACGGCACCAGCCCACUGCUCACCUGUCAGGGAUGCUGUCUACAGGUUCACGCAAGUUGCUAUGGCGUUGCCGCUGAUGAUGUCAGCGAGGACUGGUCGUGUGAUCGCUGUGCGGACGGAACCUUGACGGCUGAGUGUUGUCUGUGUAAUCUGAGAGGAGGAGCUCUGAAGAAAACUACAGAUGACAAGUGGGCCCACGUGAUGUGUGCAGUAGCUCUAUCAGAGGUCUGGUUCAGGGAUGAAGUCAGGAGGAGUCCCAUUGAUACCAGCAGGAUACCCAUGCAGAGAUACAAACUGGCAUGGCUCCACACAGCCUGCAGGCGGGGCCCAAAUACACUCAGGACAUGUAUCAGGACAACACAGCCGAAGUGUAUCUAUUGCCGUAAGCGGUGUGUGAGGCGUGGCCAGGGUGGGGGAGGGGCAUGUAUCCAGUGUUCGUGCGGUCGAUGUCCCACCUCCUUCCACGUUACCUGUGCCCACGCCGCCGGGGUCACCAUGGAGCCGGACGAUUGGCCCUACGUGGUGUCAAUCACCUGCCACAGGCACCAAUCACGGAGCUCGUCUGCUCAGCGUUUAGCGUUUCAGAAGGACAUUGUCCUGGGUCAGACCGUCAUCUCCAAACACAAGAACCUGCGCUACUACAGUUCAAAGGUCACCCAGGUGACCUCCCAGACCUUCUAUGAGGUCAUGUUUGAUGACGGAUCCUUCAGCAACGACACCUACCCAGAGGACAUAGUGAGCAGGGACUGUGCCUGUCUGGGUCCUCCUGAAGUAGGGGAGGCUGUCCAGGUCAAGUGGCCUGAUGGACUCUUCUAUGGAGCCAAAUACCAGGGAUCAAACACCUCGUAUAUGUACCAGGUGGAGUUUGAGGAUGGUUCCCAGGUGGUAGCUAAGAGAGAGGACGUCUAUACUCUGGAUGAAGAUCUUCCCAAAAAGGUGAAAGGGCGACUCUCGACGGCAUCCAGCAUGCGUUUCCAGGAUGCCUUCUUCACGACCCAGGGAGAGAGGAAGAGACAGAGAACGCCCAACUCCCGUUUCCAGAAAGACUAUGUGGCCCUCCCAGGCCUCCUUACCGCCAGCAAGAGCACAUGGGAGCCCCGCAGCCCUAAAGGAAAAUGAUAGAGGGGUGGAGAGAUGGAUGGAGUGAUGACAAAUGAAUGCACUGAUGUAUGUGUGGGUGUAGCUGUGGGAUGUAAAGGUGUGUGUGUGUGUGUGGGUGUAGCUGUGGGAUGUAAAGGUGUGUGUGUGGGUGUAGCUGUGGGAUGUAAAGGUGUGUGUGUGUGUGUGGGUGUAGCUGUGGGAUGUAAAGGUGUGUGUGUGUGUGGGGGGGGUAGGAAAGCGGGCUGGGCAGAGGAGAAUUUUGAUUGGACUUGUGUUGUGGUGGUUGCCCAGUGCUUUCUCAUAAGUCAGGGAAUUCAAAACAAAAAAAAACAUUUGUCACCUGAUUGCGUUUUCUUUUUAUUAAUAAAUGACAAAAACACGUUUUUCUUUGUAUAUUACAAAAACAAACUGAGCUAUUUUUUUUCUAAACAAGCCUACAAUACAGUAGCGUUUUGGAAUCUGCUGUAUCUACCUGAUGAUUAUUUUGAAUAUGAAUGCAUCCCCAGUCCCAGGCUGUGCCCCAAAUGGCACCCUAUUUACUGUACUACAUUUGACCAGGGCUCUGGUUAAAAGUAGUGCACUUCUAUAAGGGAAUAGUGUGCCAUUUGGGAGAUAGUCCCAGUGUUUUCCCUCCGCAUGUUAGCUGUCGUCUGCUACUUCUUCUCCUCGGCCGCGUCUCCAUACUCUAAAAACAGCUUCCUCUCCUCGUUUCCUUGUAUACUCGUUUCCUUUCCUUUAUCCUCCAUUUGCACUGACCUGAAAGGUGAAAGCGAACUCACAAUAGACAUCAGCCAUUUUGAUAUUGCUUUAAUUUGUCCGGUCUUGCCAGAUCAGUACAGAUUAAGUAAAGGAGUUGAGGAAAGGAGACGAGAAGAGGAAGCAACUAGAUAAUUGAGUUCUCUGUCCUCUUAACAUGUGAAACAGAGUUGCUACUGUCGCUGUGUUGAAUAAAAACAUGAUUGUCUUAUUUAAUUUAAUAUUUUUAUUUAUUUUUGGGGCUUGCUUUAAAAAAAAGUAUUGCUAACUGCUGUAAGGAAAAAAAUAAAUUACUUCCAUGUC
Salmo salar (Atlantic salmon) is the source of this 6844-nucleotide messenger RNA. NCBI's taxonomy places the organism in Eukaryota, Metazoa, Chordata, Actinopteri, Salmoniformes, Salmonidae. The record is from RefSeq and is a predicted model, not a curated record.